Molecule: messenger RNA, 1958 nt
Organism: Diospyros lotus (date-plum)
Lineage: Eukaryota; Viridiplantae; Streptophyta; Magnoliopsida; Ericales; Ebenaceae
Product: receptor like protein 29
Exons: 1
Coding region: 459-1835 (458 amino acids)
Molecular function (GO): protein binding
Source: RefSeq, a predicted model, not a curated record
UGCUUCCCACAUCUCACAUUCAUCCUUUCAUCCUUUUUGAAGUGCAUCACACUAUCCAUAUUUUUAACACUCACACUGUUUGUUUUUCGUAUUGCAGCACCUUUGGAUUCCAAUUCAAACAUACUGUCACGGUCCCAUUCAUUCUGUGUUUUUCUUUCCCACCCACAAAAUUUAAUGGAUUUAACUUCAAACCCAACAUGAAAGAUGUCCAUUUGUGACAUUUACCAUGUCCUCAAAUUUUUACUCAAAUGUCAAUGACCAUACCUGAAGCAUCCUAUCAGUCACAUCUCCAGUGAUCUCUCUCUCUCUCUCUCUCUCUCUCUCUCUCUCCCCUUCAACUGAAAGUCCCCAGUCCCCUGUCCACCACUCAAACUGGUCCACAAACCCCCAACUUCCAAAUUUAAAUUCCUCCAAAUUGCCACCCCCUGAAAAAUCACUGAACCCAACCCAUCACAAUAAUGCCCUGUUCCCCCUUCCCCCCUCUUCCACUCUUUCUCCUCCUCCUCUUCCUCGUCCCUCUCCCUUGUGUCUCCCCCAACAAUGGCCAUACAAACAGGACCUUGUUGAUGACCCUGUCUGAGCAGGAAACUCUCUUCACAGUCAUGGAAUCAAUCUCCUCUGACCACCCAUGGAGAAUCUCCUUCCCCAAUCCUUGUAAGCCAGGCUCCUCUUGGCCUGGGAUAGAGUGUAAACCAGGCCUCGACAGUUAUCUCCAUGUCAUUAGGCUUGAUUUUGGCACCCCACCGAACCCAUCUUGCAAGUCCACUGCCACUUUUCCUCCCCAAAUCUUUCAUCUUCCCCACCUUCAGUCUGUGUUUUUCUUCCACUGUUUCACCCAUUCCAAAACCACCAUUUCGGUCUCAAAAGCAGAAACUUUUGGUUCUUCUCUGCAACAGCUGAGUCUCAGAUCAAACCCUGCUCUCGCUGGCCCAAUCCCACCUCAAAUAUCUUCUCUCAAGUCCCUCCAAAUCCUUACUUUGUCACAAAACCAGCUUGUUGGAACAAUCCCGUUGGAGAUCUUCAGCUUGAGCGCUCUAGUCCAUCUUGAUCUCAGUUACAAUUCGCUCCACGGGACUCUCCCAAUCCAACUGGGUAGCCUCAAAAACCUGGUUGGCCUUGACUUGAGCUACAAUGACCUCACAGGAACAAUCCCACCCUCAGUUGGCCAACUGGGCAUGCUCCAAAAGCUUGAUUUGAGCUCAAAUUCGCUCACUGGGAGCAUCCCAGAAAGCAUUGAGAAGCUAAGUAACUUAGCUUUCGUGGCUCUGAGCAACAACAGAUUGAACGGAAAAUUCCCAAAAGGGCUUUCCAAAUUGCAGAGCUUGCAGUAUUUUCUCAUGGACGACAACCCACUGUUCAUCCCACUGCCGGAAGUAUUCGGGCAGCUCCAGAAGCUCCAGGAGCUAAGGCUGGCCAGCUCUGGCUUUUCCGGGAAAAUCCCACAAUCAUUUUCCCAGCUGAAGAACCUCACCACUCUGUCCUUGCAGAACAAUAGGCUAGUUGGGGAAAUCCCGCUAGGGUUUGGGAGCUUCUUGCGUCUGUACCACCUGAAUCUGAGCAGAAACUUUCUGGGUGGAGUUGUGCCUUUCAACUCAAGCUUCUUGAGGAGGCUGGGAGCCAACUUGGACUUGAGGGGAAAUCCAGGGCUGUGUUUGCCUCCAUCUGAGGCCUACGCUGUGAAGAUGGGUGGAGUUGGGGUUUGUGGGAACAACAAGAGCCUCUCUGUGGCGCAGCCAUUGAAGGAAUCUGGAGCUUCACCCUGUGCCGCCUUCUUUCCUUGGCCGUUGCUUAUUCUUGGAGCAUCAGCUUUCAUGGCGGCUCUACAACAAGGGUGAUGUGAGCCCAUCAAUCUUUGCUCUCUCUCCCCCAGUGAUUUUUGUGCUUUUGACAAUUUCCAUGGAUGAAUUAAUGUUAUGUGUCUGUGCAUACUAUUUAUCUCAAAUUUCUGUUUUUUCUUU